AUGGCUGCGGUGUCCUCGGGAACCUUCUUGCACCUCCUUCUGUUUCUAGCGAUACCUCCGACUGUAUCAGGGACUGUCCUGUUCAACAUUACCGAUGCUGUUCUCAAUCGUCUUGAAAACAACGCGGGUCCCAUCGGUCUGAAGAGUACGGUAGAGGGCGCCUCUGUCCAACGCUACUCACUGUACAUCGCCUCCCAGCUGGACUUUGAGACAAUGCCAAACAAUAUCCAGAACUACGUUUACUGCACGGACAGCACUAAUGUGCAAGCAAUACGUCUGGAGGUGACACUCUUCAUCACUGAUGUCAACGAAUUUCCGCCAGGAUUUAAAGACGCCCCCUAUUCCAUCAGUCUUCCAGAGGGUUCUGGUCAGUUUGUAACGGACAGCGCUGCGACUGGCAUCGUUCUUUUGAACACGAGAUUGGAUUUUGAACUGGGACCUCGACAAUACGUGCUCACCCUGUCUGCUGAGGAAUAUCAGACACCCGAUGGCAGUACCCCGAAGACGAGCUACACGACGCUGACGAUCAAAGUCACGGACGUGGACGAGUUUGGGCCUGUGUUCAGCAGCGAUGUGUACACACUCAGCAUUGCCGAGCAUAUUUAUACGGGUGGCGUCUACAACACAGAUCCACCCUUACGUGCAGUGGACGAUGAUGCGACAAAAGAGAACAUUAUCAUUACGACAGAUAACUCUACAUCCUUACAAGUGAGAAGCCACUUCUCUGUGUUGGCUAAUGGGUCUCUUGUUGUCAUUGGCAACGUAACACGUGGACAGUACAGCCUUAACGUCAGGGCCUAUCAGAUCAACCGGCCGGCGGACCGCAUGAAUGUGGCCAGCGUGCUGAUAACGGUGUUUGACCUCAAUGACCACGCACCGGUCAUGUCCAGCGCCACCUACACGGUUCGCAUACCGGAAGAUGCGUCGCCAGGGGCCAUCAUCGCUACUGUCUUCGCCUCCGACGCCGAUGUUGGUGAGAACAGCAGCUUCAGUUUUUACCUCUCUGAUAACAGCAUCUUCACAAUUUCAACAGAAAAUGCCGUCGGUGUCGUUAAAUUAGUAGGUCGUUUGGAAUCGACCUCCAGUUUCACUGUUCAGGUCUACGCCCAAGAAGACAAGUCGGUGGAAAAGUUUCGCAGCAACAACAGCACACUAGUCAUCAAUGUUACAGAUGUCAACGACAACAAUCCUGUCUUUGUCAACACGACAUAUUCUUUUUCCGUGCCACAGACUGCUGCCAAAGGUCAAGAAAUUGGUCAGGUGAACGCCGCUGAUAAAGAUGCCGGGCCCAACGGUCAGGUGUCUUACAGACUAAGCGGAGCCUAUGGGAUCGAGGAAGGGACAUUCGUGGUCGACUCGGCAACAGGUCGGGUCGUCCUUAGCCGGAAUCUGACCAGACGGGACGUGGGAGUAGCUGUCCUUGCCAUCGAAGCAUACGACGGUGCAACAGAGGGGGAGCGCAGAUCGAGCAUGGCGCAGGUGCAAGUGAAGAUCACGAGUGUCAACCUGUCUCCCCCUGUUUUCAACUCCUCCACCUACACCUUUACGGUGCUGGAGACUUCUCCGGUGGGGUUCAGGGUUGGCGCAGUGGCUGCUUCAGACAUGGAUAACGACAGUCUUCUGUACACGUUGAAUAACGACACAGAUUUUCAGUUGCAAGGUAACCCUCCGGCACUUUACCUGAAAUCUGUCCUUGACCUGGACUCCGCAUCACGUGGCUCUGUCUACGUCCUCAAGGUCCAGGUCACGGAUGGCGACUACUCGUCGACAGCCACAGUUUCUGUAACUGUAGAACAUGUCAAUGAGUAUGAGCCAGUCUGGAAUCAGACAGUCUACACCUUUCAGGUCUUGGAGAAUGCGACAAGUGGAAGCUUUGUGCAGAAGAUCACUGCCUCAGACAAGGACUCGGGAAGUGAUGGGACUGUGAUGUAUAGUAUUAGUCCUGGGGUAGGGCCAUUCAUCAUUAAUCCCAGCACAGGGGUGCUCACCAUUAGCUGUUCUACUCUCACAUGCUUGGACUACGAGAGUGAAACACAAUAUGUGAUCAUCGUGAAUGCCAUUGAUGGUGGACAACCAGCAAAGACGUCUGCAGCGACCAUUAUCAUCACAGUCAUCAACUGCAAUGACGAGAAGCCGCAGUUUGCAUCCGACUUCACUGGAUCGGUGACAGAAAACUUACCCCCAGGAUUCACUAUUCUCCUGUUGCAGGCAAGUGACUUAGAUACCCCUGAGAAGGAUCUGGUCUUCAGCCUCAGCUCGGUGGUGCCGCCAGGAGUAAUCAGGGUAGACAACUUGUAUGUGGUGACCAACGUCAGCCUAGACGCCGAGAAGACUCGCGUGAUUACAGGGCUAGUGCACGUGACUGACGGCCUUCACACCAGCACGGCAGCUCUCAGCAUUUCAGUGCAGGACGUCAAUGACAACGCGCCGCAGGUCGUCUUUACGGUGAACCCAGUAGAGAUACCAGAGAAAGCCACGACAGGUGCGAAAGUGCUUGUUGUCAACGUCACGGAUGCUGAUGUGACGAACAGUGGGUUCACCUUCUGGUUGGAGGGAGCAGAGGGCAAGUUUGCCAUCGACCACACCACAGGGACCAUCACCGUGUCCGGCGCCUUCGACCGACGGGUACAGAACCACUACAACGUGCAGGUGUGGGUGUCGGACCAGGGGGCACCUCCCCGCCUCAACCACAGCUUGCUGUACAUCAAUGUCACGGACAGCAACACGUCUCCCACCUUCGUGAACAUCAGCAACAGCAGCGUCAUACGUUACCGGUUCGACGUCAGGGAGGAUGCUCCCGUCGGCUUCAGUGUCGGUCGCGUCCUGGCACUGGAUCCAGACCCAGGGUCAUCAGGUCAAGUUCGUUACGUCAUCAGCACUGGAAACUCUGAUCACGUGUUCCUGCUGGGUGAGACUACCGGCGACUGACCCUUGCAAAAUGGCUGGACUUCGAGAGCGUCCAAUUAUACAGCUUUGUAGUGGAAGCCGUCGACAACUCCCUGGAGCCACGGACGGCGACAGCGACUGUGGACGUGUCGGUGGUAAAUGUGGUGGAGGCGCCGGCCUGGCCCGCCUCAUUACCAAUCAUCUACAUCACACUUCACAGCCA
Molecule: messenger RNA, 3109 nt
Organism: Pomacea canaliculata
Lineage: Eukaryota; Metazoa; Mollusca; Gastropoda; Architaenioglossa; Ampullariidae
Product: protocadherin Fat 4-like
Exons: 19
Coding region: 1-2928 (975 amino acids)
Biological process (GO): homophilic cell-cell adhesion
Cellular component (GO): plasma membrane
Molecular function (GO): calcium ion binding
Source: RefSeq, a predicted model, not a curated record